CUUACAACUUCCGUAAAAAAUAGAUUCUAAAUUCUAUCAGUAUCAUCACUCUAUCAUUACUCUAUGAUUAUGAUUUCUAUGUGUAGAUUAGCUCCAUAUUUCUUAUCUAAAUACUUAUAAAUAGACCUCGUCUAGCUUUACUAAGUACAGAUCUAGAUUCUUGUCUUGUCUUUUUUUUAGAAAUGGACACUAUUGUCAAGGAAAAUAUUGAUCCCAAAGAUCUCAAAAGCUUUGAGGUACUGUACAUUGAGCAGCAACGCAGAGGUUAUGUGAGUGAAAAAACACAGUUUGAUUAUGCUUGGUGUCUAGUGCGCAGUAGAUAUAUCUCAGACAUGCAUAAAGGAAUAGAGCUGUUGAAAGAUUUAUUACGUUCAGCAAAAGAUGACUUAAGCAAACGUGAUUAUCUAUAUUACAUAGCCAUUGGAUUUGUCAGGAUAAAGGAAUAUGAAAGUGCCCUAGAAUACACAGAGGCAAUACAAAAGAUAGAGCCUGAAAAUAAACAAGCCAAAGAACUACAGAGCUACAUCAAGCAGAAAUUAAAAUCUGAUGGCUUACUGGGCAUGGCUAUAGUCGGUGGGGCUGCUCUGGCACUUGGUGGCAUUAUUGGGAUUACACUAGCAGUAAAGAAAUGAAGACUGGUUAACACCACAUCACAAAUAUACACAUAGUCAUUCCUGAAAGACCUAGAAAAAAAGACUUGUACUUUCUGCACUGUUUUUUUAGCUUUCAUUCAUCACAUUGUUUAUUGUGAUUUGGUGACUAGAAAUUUGUGAUUUGUGAAUCUAGAAAUUUGUGAUUUGUGAAUCUAGAAAUGAAAAAUGUGUAGCUGGAAGUGGAGGUCUGUGUGUGCAUGUCUUUUUAUUUAUUUAUUUAUUUCUCAAAAUUGUUACUUGUUUUUCCAUGAUGGAAAGUUUUUUAAAGAUAUGAACAUAGUUUUUUGUUUGCUUACAUGUUUCAGAUGUUCUUUCAGAACUGAAGAUUAUUACAUCCUAGCACAAACCUCCCACAGCAUGGGGUAGGGCAAGGUUCAAACCUUGGACUGUCAGUCCAGAACACAUACCUAAUGCCCAUGAUAGAUUUUAUAGAUUGUUGGGUCAAAAAGGUUUAGCUUUAGUAGUUUACUGUGAGAAAGAAAGUUCUGGUUCCAGGGUCUGUAAAAUGUUUGUAAAAUGUUUUACAUCUUUUGGAUGUUCCUUCAGAGUUGAAGAUAAUUUACUUCUUAGUCCAAACCUCCCGCAGGAUGGAGGGGGAUGGGAGCAGGCAGGGUUUGAACCCAGAACUAUCGACAAGUUUGAACAACAGUCCAGCGUGCAAACCGCACAACCAGGCAGCCAUGUCUGGUAGAUACUAGGAGGACAUUCUUUAACCAACGACACAUAAAUGGGCACAUGAUAUCUGUAUGGAGAGUAAUGGUGGUGGGUCAUUGUGCUAAACAUAAACUAUUAGUGUUUUUUUUUAGGGAAACAGAAAGAACUUUUCUAUGCUUUCUCUAUUGACUCGAAAGAGAAACUUGCAUAAAAAUAUAGUUGAGUCACUAUACUCAUCCGAAAUCUAUUUAUUAUCUGUGACAAAGCUAUACAUUUUAAUACAUUUUUUUUUAAUUUGGAUUAUACUUACAUUAAGUCAUGAAUGGGGAAAGCUAUAAUUUGUAAUUUAAGUAUAUGUUUAAAAUAACAAUAAGUAACGUAAUUAUUAAUAUUGCUGAAUUUGUUGCACAUUUAUUAAUAUUGCUGAAUUUGUGUAAAUUUUCUAGAAAAUUAGAAUUCCUCCCCUACUGUUCCUCGCCCAGUCAUCUGCUUCAAGACACACCCUUAUUUUGAAACUAAAAGUUCCUAACUUGCAAUGGCCACAAAAAGUUUUGCAUUUUUAUUAUCAUUCUUAUUGUUUGGUUCUGUUGGGAAAAGACAUGCUAUUUUAUUUUUUUGUUAGAAUCAUGAAUUUUAAAAUUUUUUUUUACUUAUCUAUAUAUUACUGUUUCAAAUAGACUGCAAUAAAACAAUGUCAAAACUCUUUUCCUGUUACAGUAAAGUGUGAAGAAAUAUAAUGAAAAAUGAUGUACAUUUGCAUACCAUAACAGAGACUGUGUAAGAAUUGUUUUGAAUAGGUUUGAACUAAAUGAAAUGUUUGUAUAUUUUGUUAACUUUGGCACAUAUGUCUAAGUAGUGUUGAGGUGUCGACAAUUCUGUUGGGAAGUUUAUGAGUCUGCUGUGAGUUUUAAUUAUAAAUAACACUAACAACAGAAUUAAGAGAAUAAGUUAAUCUUGCUUUUUAUGAAUAUGAUAAUUUACACAAGAAGGGCACAGUCCACUGUCAUGGAAUCUAAGAAAAUAUGUCCUUUCCUAAGCACUACUGUACUAUUUCUGGGCACGACAUGUCGUAAAUUGUGCUAAUGUCAAAAACCUUUAAUAUAAAAAAAUAUAUCUGUUCUAAGUUUUUAAUGUAUCCUCGCAUCACUAAAGAAAUCCCAGAUUAGUCUCAACCUCUAUGCAUCUAACUAUUUAGUCAUUACAGUAUGUAAAGAGAGUUUGAUACCACCAUGAAAUCAAAGCUCACUUUGUAAGGGUUAAGAGGCACCUUUAUAACUUGACACUCAAUCAGCUGUUGUUGAAGCAAUGAUUGGACUUUAAAGACAUAAAGUUAUCACUAUUUCCAUCCUAUAGGACAGAGCAGUUAAACUGUUAGACACUGUACCUUCCCCUUAUAACUUGUAAAGAAUCUUUUUGAAAUUAUCCAAGCUGUUGUUCUUAAAGGAUAUGCUCUAAAUAUGUCAAUAUUUCAUUAAAACUUUAAAAAAAACACUUUACUUUGGUAUUUUUCUUUUUUUUUUUUUAUUGUGAAAUGACAAUAAUCAUGAUAAAUUAUUACAAUAAAUAAUAAUUUUUGUUUGCGCUGAAAGAUGCAUUAGGUAAGAAAUUAAAUAUCUCAAUGAGCUCUGGUGUUCUGCCAAAUAAAGUUUUAAAUCAUUGAAAUAGUUCGUUUCACUUUUUGUUUCCAUUAGUUUUCACUGUGUGAUAAUAAUAUAAAAAAAAAGUUUUUAAAAUCAAUUCCUUCUUUAUAUGAAGCUGAUAGUGGUCAAUCAUUUCAUAUUCUAUUUAUUUUUUCUAAUGCUUCAUUAUUCUAGUGAGGGGCACAACAUGGCCUAAAUUGUGCC
Biomphalaria glabrata is the source of this 3151-nucleotide messenger RNA. Its product is annotated as mitochondrial fission 1 protein-like. Bases 183 to 632 code for a protein of 149 amino acids. The transcript has 5 exons. The record is from RefSeq and is a predicted model, not a curated record. Gene Ontology annotation, biological process: mitochondrial fragmentation involved in apoptotic process; peroxisome fission; autophagy of mitochondrion. Gene Ontology annotation, cellular component: mitochondrial outer membrane; peroxisomal membrane. Gene Ontology annotation, molecular function: protein binding. Lineage: Eukaryota; Metazoa; Mollusca; Gastropoda; Planorbidae.